This is a messenger RNA of Rhododendron vialii, 1862 nucleotides long. RefSeq lists its product as uncharacterized. The record is from RefSeq and is a predicted model, not a curated record. The transcript has 6 exons. Bases 302 to 1711 code for a protein of 469 amino acids. Lineage: Eukaryota; Viridiplantae; Streptophyta; Magnoliopsida; Ericales; Ericaceae.
ACUGAUGGGAGGGGGAGAACCCCAAGGGCCACAGUCGGAAUCGUUCAACUUUUAGAGAUCGUCGAGAUUACAGACCACCCUCUAUCAAAAUCCAUGACAGAUAUUAUCCGAAAAGUCCAUUAAUCAAAUCAAGUCCACACGAUCAUUUUAUUGUCGUUCAACGGAGUCGGGCGUGUGCAUUUUCUGUGUUUAAUGGCGAUGAAGAAAACCCCACAUUCAAUCUAUGUUGACUGUUCGCUGAUGUUGUAGAGAGAGAGAGAGAGAGAGAGAGAGAGAGAAGAGGAAGGUUUUUGAAAGAGAAAUGCGUCAGGGAAAAAUGAAACCCAAACCCCAUGUCUCAAUGGUGAAAGACGCUGAAAUAGCCAAAGACAGAGAUGGAGUUGCUACGAGGAAGAGCGUCGAGCCAGCAUCAGACCACUGGGCUUUUCUGGAAGAAAUUGAAGCUCCUAUGUGGGUAGAUCUUGAUCACGAAGCUAGCUCCAGUUAUAAAGACAUUGACGAUGAUUGGUUUGAGAAAAGCCAUCCGAUCCAUCAAUGUUCUUCCCUUCGAUUAAUUUCGGUGUUUCCUCAUGGUGAGGGGAUUGCAAAUGUAGAGUUUGCCAUGCAGGAACCAUCUUCUCCAAAGCUUCCACCCUCAGUCUCACAAUCAAGAGGCAAAACUUACAGAAGCAGGGAGUGGGGACAAAUCAAUUCUGGGGUUGUGGCAAAUAAGAGACACCCAGUCCAGAAUUUAAGCAGUAAAUCUUCACGGGUAAAUUUAGGAUCUGGUCAGACAAUGAAGACCAAACCAAGCAAUGGACCAAGAGGAAACGCUAAAACAAAACCAAAUUCAGUUUGCAAAAGCAGCUUAACUGGAAUGUCUGGACCGAAAUACCCAAACCCAUCAUCUAUUGUUCGGGAUUCAAAAACCAGUUCAAGCUCUGGAGCAAUUAAGGAAGACUACCAAUCAGUGAGCACCAUUACAUCAGAGAAUAGUGAGAACAAACAACAGAAGUUAUUGGAGGUGUCUAGUCAAGCUGUUUGUCACACAAACGGGCUUCUAUCAGCUCUAAAGAUUACUCUUAGAAAAAGUUGUGCUACUAGACAAGCAUCAAGGGUGGACAGAGAUGGUGGGAGGCAAUCAGAGGGAUGUAAAUCUUCUUCGGGAAAAUCGAGUGUGGGAUCCUCUUCCCUCCCCGGGUAUUAUGUUAAGAACAAAACACUUCCUGCAUCGCAGAAUAAAGACAUAACUCCUGAUAGUAGAAAUGUCAUGAGAGCGCCUCAAGCUACUACGGACAAAGUAAAAAUGCCAAGUAUGUCCAAGGACUCUAUUGCAAAAAAUCAGGAUUUGAUUUCUAAACCAGGAGGCGGAUGCAAAACAGUGGCUCUUGCAAAGUCAACCCACCUGGAAAAUGCAAAAUCUAAGGGUGGACAUUCUAAAGUAAUGAGACAAGAUAGAGUCAAUAAACAAGAUUCUGCGACUACGGCUGCAAAAGCGGUUGGCAAAGUGGGAGUCGAGAAGUAUAAUAGACUGGGUGAUGGUAAAGAGAAUGCUACGAGUCAAAGAUCCAAUACCAGAGCUGGAGGCAUCGUUCAGGUUCAGAAAGUGACGAGGCAAAUUGCACCUCCAAAGAGUGACAGAGCAGGAUUGAUUGUUCCAAAGGGGAAAAUCAGUGGGCGCAACGAAGGGAAAAGUUUGACAAAUGUAAUUCAGAAGGUGUACUUUCGGUAAAGGGAGCAAAAGUAGCCGGUUUUGUACAGUUCACGCUUCACUUCAUUUUUUGUUUUUCGGUUUAUUCGAGCCCGACCGAAGUUAGAGCAAAAACAUCAAGAUCUCAAUUUUUUGUUGAAACUUAAGAUUCUUCCUCACUUGUUUCACUUUA